AUGAUAAGACUUUCGCUCGAGCCGUGCGUAACGAACGACAUUUCUCUCCCAGUCGCGGCCUACGUGUUUAAUCGGAUCACGUCGUACGGUGCUUCGAAACGUAGCCCAGUCCCUGACUGGCCGCAUUUACAAGGACUUGACCUCGCUGAUGCUGAUCGGACUCCGAUACAGAUAUUAAUCGGAGCGGACCUUUACGGAGCCACAUUACUAGAUGGCCUUCGAAAAGGUCCGUUCGGCAGUCCCACGGCCCAGUCAACGAUCUUCGGUUGGAUUGUCACUGGCCCUUCUAGUGAUAACGAUUCCAAUGCAUCUGUUUGCGUGGCAACUGUCAAUACUAUGGACGUAGACCUCAACCAAAUUCUCGUGCGAUUCUGGGAGACUGAGGAAGUUCCCAUGAAACCGAGCUUUACCGCGGACGAGGAGAAAUGCGAGCAUCAUUUCCGUAACACUCACGCGAGAGAUGAGAGCGGGCGAUACAUCGUUCGCCUUCCCUUUAAACAAUUUCCUCCACGUAUUGGCGAUUCACGCUGCAUCGCGACUCGAUUGUACGACAGACUCGAGAAGCGGUUAUCGCGCGAUGCUAGUCUCGCUACGUCAUACAAUGCGUUUCUUCAGGAGUACCUAGACCUGGGACACAUGGAGUUGGUCACCGGUCCAGAAUCGUCUCACGACCCCGUCGUCUACCUACCGCAUCACCCCGUCGUGAAGAGCGAAAGUUUGUCGACUAAAUUGAGGGUUGUAUUUAACGCGUCAUGUGCUACAUCGAAUAAAACGUCCCUCAAUGACCAUCUUUAUACAGGGCCCAAGCUGCAGAAUAAUCUGAUGUCUAUACUAAUCAGAUGGCGACAACAUAAAUACGUAUAUCUUGCCGACAUUGAGAAAAUGUUUAGACAGAUAAUGGUGCAUCCCGAGGAGGCCGAUUACCAGCGCAUUCUGUGGCGACCGUCGUCACAGGCGUCUCUCCAGUCGUACCGUCUACGUACCGUUACGUAUGGCACCGCUCCAUACCUCGCAAUACGGGUAUUGCACCAGCUGGUCGAAGAUGAAGAUCAUCGAUUUUCUCUUGCUCGUUCCAUUCUGCUACACGAGAAUUAUAUCGAUGACAUUUUAUUUGGUGCCGACGAUAUUGACACGGCCAAUGCCAUGAGAAUCCAAUUAGUCAAUAUGCUCGCGGCGGGCGGAUUCCGUCUGCGUAAGUGGGCGGCCAACGCUACCGCAAUGCUCGAGGAUGUGCCGCCUAAUGAUCGAGCUAUCAACAUGGAUCACUCCUUAGAAGAGGAUAACAACAUCAAGGUCCUCGGCAUUUCAUGGUUGCCACGAGAUGAUUCCUUCUCCUUCUACAUAUCGCUCCCGCCCACUGCGGUAGCGACCAGGUAG
Molecule: messenger RNA, 1377 nt
Organism: Nylanderia fulva
Lineage: Eukaryota; Metazoa; Arthropoda; Insecta; Hymenoptera; Formicidae
Source: RefSeq, a predicted model, not a curated record